AUGGACUUGCAGUCUUUUGACGACGACAUCAUGUCGUUUCCUGAACCUUCUGAUUUCGACUAUGCCGCCUUUCUGCAGGCCGACGACAUGGGCUUCAUGGAUUCGAUGCAGGGCCAGUCGACAGCGUCGCUCUCGGGCUCUUCAGGAGAAGGGAUGCACACGCCGCCUGGUCCCAGCGCCAGGCAGCGGCUUGAGAGAAGAGGCCACACCAAGAGCCGCCGAGGAUGUUACAACUGCAAGCGGAGGCGCAUCAAGUGCCAAGAGACACAUCCAGCCUGCGGUCACUGUCUCAAGACAGGCCUGAAAUGCGAGUAUCCCGCCUCGCCCCAGAUCACGCACCAGCCUCACAACCAGAUACCCCUCUUCAGCUUGCAGGACAUGCGAUGUUUUCAAUACUUCUUGACCCAGUGCUAUCCCCACCAUCCUCUCAAGCAGGAGGAGAUCUGGACCCACGAGAUUCCAAGCAUAGCACAUAACCAUGAAUUCCUUAUGCACGCUAUCCUGGGCUACGCAGCCUCCGAAUUGAUGCAUACCGAUAGCAGCCUGGCGUCCGUGGCCAUGGGACACCGCAUCAAGGCCGUCAAGGCGAUCAAGAAACGACUGACAGAGACGUCAAAGAUGGACUUGACUUACGAGGAGGCCAACGCUCUGGUGGCGACGUGCUUUGCACUGACAUUUCAAUCCGUCAGCCUUGAGGAUGGACUGGCCGAGUACAUGACGUUCAUCCGCGGCAUUGUCAUUGUGGGGAUGCAGAUGAUGUUUAAGAGCAUCAAGCCCCUUUUCAACAACCUGUUCGAAUCGAACAAUGAUGAUGUCCUCGCGCCAUAUAUGGAGGGACUGCCGCUGAUUCAGAGGGGAUGGGCGGAGGCAGCUAUUGAGUCCAUUGAAAGAUUAGGUCCCCUGUGUACGCGACAGGUCGAAAUCGAUUACCACGGACAUCUGAAGACGAUUUCAUCCUGUCUCCUCACUAAUUCAUUCGAAGCAUACAAGGCCAAUUCGAGACAAUACGCAUGGUGGAUGCUGCUGCCCCAUGCCUUGUUCCAGGAUCUCAUCAACGCAAAUAACCAGGUCGUUAUCCUCUUGCAUACUCAUUGGAUAGCGCUGUCGCAAAUCAUGGCCUUCAUCAACGAGCAAGAAUAUGCUGUGCGAGAGAAGCACCCUGCUCGGCAAGACAAUCGGAUGGAUCCCGGAUUCAUUCGUUGGCUCAAACACCUCAACGCGCGAGUGGAUCACGAACAUCAGAUGUUCAACGAGUGGCCGAGAUGGGUUGAUGAACAGUUGGACAAUGACAUUACCUUUUUUGGAAAGCGUUUGUAG
This is a messenger RNA of Trichoderma citrinoviride, 1317 nucleotides long. RefSeq lists its product as hypothetical. Gene Ontology annotation, biological process: regulation of transcription by RNA polymerase II. The coding region runs from base 1 to 1317 and encodes 438 amino acids. NCBI's taxonomy places the organism in Eukaryota, Fungi, Ascomycota, Sordariomycetes, Hypocreales, Hypocreaceae. Gene Ontology annotation, molecular function: zinc ion binding; DNA-binding transcription activator activity, RNA polymerase II-specific. The record is from RefSeq and is a predicted model, not a curated record. The transcript has 6 exons.